Ilex paraguariensis (yerba mate) is the source of this 330-nucleotide messenger RNA. The record is from the annotation of a GenBank genome assembly. NCBI's taxonomy places the organism in Eukaryota, Viridiplantae, Streptophyta, Magnoliopsida, Aquifoliales, Aquifoliaceae.
AUGGUGGAAUCAGAGAGUUUGUGCGAUUCUCCAUUUCGUCAGCAACCGCCGGCGCUGAAGCCAAAGCAAUACGGAGUCACCAAGCCGAUAUCUCUUGCGGGGCCUACGGAGGCUGAUAUUCAAAGAAGCAGGAAGUUGGAGAAGUGUUUGUCAGACGCUGGGCUAUAUGAAAGCCCGGAUGAAGUUUCCAAGAGGGAAGAUGUCUUUGGUCGUAUUAAGCAGAUUGUGAAAGAUUGGGUGAAGGAGCUUACUCGCUUGAGAGGGUACACAGACCAAAUGGUGGAGGAUGCCAAUGCUGUUUUGUUUACUUUUGGUUCUUAUCGACUUGGA